Echinops telfairi (small Madagascar hedgehog) is the source of this 1395-nucleotide messenger RNA. Its product is annotated as PAS domain-containing serine/threonine-protein kinase-like. Lineage: Eukaryota; Metazoa; Chordata; Mammalia; Afrosoricida; Tenrecidae. The record is from RefSeq and is a predicted model, not a curated record. Gene Ontology annotation, cellular component: cytosol; cytoplasm; nucleus. Gene Ontology annotation, biological process: intracellular signal transduction; protein phosphorylation; negative regulation of glycogen biosynthetic process. Gene Ontology annotation, molecular function: ATP binding; protein serine/threonine kinase activity.
AUGGGCGACAUGCGCAGCUCCCCCAGCCUCUCCAAGUCCCGUAGCCGCCCCUCCGAUGCCCGGCUGCUGCCCACCCUACCCCCAGGCCCCAGCCCUGGGGACACGCUGCUGCACACAGACCAGCUGGGGCUCGGCCUCCAGGCGGCCUCCACCCCACUGCGAGGGGAGCAUACACCCCACCCCCACCCCACCCCAGGAACCACUGGCUCCUUCCCAGAGAUCCAGGAGGGCACCUACGUGGGCAGCUGCUACCACCGGGACGGCUCGAGGCUGAGUGUGCAGUUUGAGGUGCCGCGCGUGGAGCUCCGUGGGGCAACCACGCUCUUCUGCUGCUGGCUGGUGAAGGGCCUGCUGCACAGCCCGUGGGAUGCGGUGGCUCGCACCCGCCUGCUGCUGGCCAGCCUGCCCAGCUCUACCCACUCCAUGGCUGGGCUGACCGGGCCCAGCUUGGGCGAGGUGAUUAGAGCCAAGCCCUGGUUUGAGGAGUCUCCUAUGGUGGCCGAGCUGGAGGGGCUGGAGGCCUGCGAGGGCGUGUACUUCCAUAAGUACAGCGCGCUGCGCCCGCUCAGCAGUGGGGCCUUUGGUUUUGUGUGGACCGCCCUGCAUAAGGAGGAAAACCUAGAGGUGGUGGUGAAGUUUAUCCGGGAGGAGAAGGUGCUGGAGGACUAGUGGGUGGAGGACUCCAAGCUGGGCAGAGUGACCCUGGAGAUUGCCAUCCUCUUCAGGGUGGACCACGCCAACAUCAUCAAGGUGCUGGACAUGUUCAAGAACCAAGGCUUCUUCCAGCUGGUGAUGGAGAAGCACGGCUCCGGGCUGGACCUCUUCGCCUUCAUUGACCGCCACCCCAGCCUGGACGAGCCCCUGGCGAGCUAUAUCUUCUGGCAGUUGGUGUCGGUGGUGGGAUACCUCCGUUCCCAGGGCAUCGUGCACCGGGACAUCAAGGAUGAGAACAUCGUUAUCGCUGAGGACUUCACUAUCAAGCUCAUUGACUUCUGCUCGGCUGCCUACCUGGAGCGCGGAGUGUUUUACACCUUCUGCGGCACCAUCUAGUUUUGCGCGCCCGGGGUCCUCUUGCGGAACCGGUGCCGGGGCUCAGAGCUAGAGAUGUGGUCGCUGGGAGUCACACUGUACACUCUCAUCUUUGAGGAAAACCCCUUCUCUGAGCUGGAGGAGACGGUGGAGGCCGUGCUGAACCCCCCGUUUGUGGUGUCUGCAGAACUCAUGCGCCUGGUGUCAGGGCUGCUGCAGCCCGUGCCCAAGCAAUGCACCACCCUGGAGGCGCUAGUAGAAGACCCGUGAGUGACUCAGCCCGUGAACCUGGCCAACUACACCUGGGAGGAGGUGUGUCGGUUGAGCAAGCCAGAGAGCGGGCUCCUGGCCAGCACGAGCUUGUAG